UUUGUUUGGGGUUGGGGGAGGAGGUAUCAAACACACAUACACCCAAAACAAUACAUGUGGACUUCAGUUGGGAAACCAGUCCCUGUGCUGCUUCUGUCUAGCUGUGUGAUUUGAGAUAAGUCACUUAACCUCUCUGAAUUGCCAGGUUCCGUUUAUACUUAGGUAUAUUUCCUUUUAGUCUUCUCCUUUGCAUUUUAGGAGCUUGUCAGAGAUCAGUUGUGCCCUGUAUUUCACCUUCACCUAAAGAUUUUAUUUAUUUAUUUGACAGAGAGAUAGAGAGAGAGAACAAGUAGGCAGAGGGAGAGGGAGAAGCAGGCUCCCCACCAAGCAGGGAGCCCCAUGCGGGGCUCGAUCCCAGGACCCUGGGAUCACGACCUGAGCUGAAGGCAGACGCUUAACCGACUGAGCCACCCAGGCGCCCUCACCUUAAUCUUUAAAAACUAGUCUCUUGUUUGGCUAAAGCAUUGUUUAAGCCCCCUUUUAAAGAGCAGUUUGCCAGCCCAUGCUUGCCCAAACAACUAGAGAAUAACUGUAGCAAGCAAGCCAAGCUCCAGGAUCUGCAAGAAUCGUUAGCAACUGAGCAUAUUUCUAUAAACCAAUAAAGGUUUUUAUAUUUUGUUCAUCUGUUACCCUUAUGCUGUUGCCACUUUCACAUUCAGUGUGUGUAGGCGGAGAGUAUGAGAUAACAGCCUUUCACAAAUGAAAGUGAGUGGAAAAGGGCUGCUUUCCCUUUAAGGCAGUUUCAACCCCAGCUCCCUCCCCUUUCCUGAUUGACAGACCUACCCGAAGUCACAUGAUCCGCCUCUAUUUGAAGGUCACAAAAAGCUGCUUCCUUUAGAGACAGAGGGGGAGAGAGAGAGCAAGAGGGAGAGUUAGUGAGAGAGAGUUAGUUCAAGCCAAAAUGGCCGACAGAGUCUCUGCUGGUUUCUGAAUAUUUAAAAUACAAAAAAACAGAUAGACAAAAAGAAAUCAUUUUUUGGACCUUUUUUCAUUUCCAUUUCUACCUUGUAUGCCUCAAUUUGCUGGAUUUAAGCACUGCUGCACUUUAUGAGAGAGAAGGAGCAAGAAAGGGAAGAACAGUUAAUGGAAGACAAGAAAAGGAAGAAAGAGGAUAAAAAGAAAAAAGAAGCCACUCAGAAGGUCACGGAACAAAAAACCAAAGUGCCCGAAGUGACGAAACCAAGUUUAAGCCAACCAACGGCCGCCAGCCCAAUUGGCAGCUCUCCAUCGCCACCAGUCAAUGGUGGCAACAAUGCCAAAAGGGUGGCAGUGCCGAACGGACAACCGCCAAGCGCCGCCCGCUACAUGCCUCGGGAGGUGCCGCCGCGAUUCCGUUGCCAGCAGGACCACAAAGUGUUACUAAAACGUGGGCAGCCCCCUCCGCCGUCCUGCAUGCUCCUCGGGGGUGGGGCAGGGCCUCCUCCCUCCACAGCACCUGGAGCAAACUCAAACAACGCACAAGUGACAGGAACGCUGCUGCAGGGGGACGGUGGGACUGCACCAGAGUCAACCCUUGGAGGUGCUGCUGCUGCAAAUUAUGCAAGUUCCGCUUGGGGCCCGGGAGCCUCCCCCAACCCAGUUCACAUCCGGGACAAGGUGAUUGUAGACGGGUCUGACAUGGAAGAGUGGCCUUGUAUUGCCAGCAGAGACACUGAGUCUUCUUCCGAAAGCACCACCGACAGCAACAGUGCCUCGAACCCUGGCUCUGAGAAGAGCACUCUGCCAGGAAGCACCACUAGUAACAAAGGAAAAGGGAGCCAGUGCCAGUCUGCAAGUUCUGGGAACGAAUGUAAUCUUGGGGUCUGGAAAUCUGACCCUAAGACUAAACCUGUUCAAUCUUCCAACUCUACUACAGAGAGCAACAAUGGACUAGGAAAUUGGAGGAAUGUGAGUGGUCAGGAUAGAAUUGGACCUGGCUCUGGCUUCAGCAACUUUAACCCAAAUAGCAACCCAUCUGCCUGGCCAGCGCUGGUCCAAGAAGGAAAUUCUAGGAAAGGGGCACUGGAAACGGAUACUAGUAAUUCCAGUGCACAGGUUAGCACAGUAGGUCAGGCAUCCAGGGAACAGCAGUCAAAGAUGGAAAAUGCGGGUGUUAAUUUUGUUGUCUCUGGCAGAGAACAGGCUCAAAUUCAUAACACUGAUGGACCAAAAAAUGGAAACACUAACUCCUUGAACUUAAGUUCACCAAACCCCAUGGAGAAUAAGGGAAUGCCCUUUGGAAUGGGCUUGGGGAACGCCUCCAGGAGCACUGAUGCCCCUUCACAAAGCACUGGAGAUCGAAAGACUGGGAGUGUUGGAUCUUGGGGUGCAGCUAGGGGGCCUUCUGGAACUGACACAGCCUCUGGACAAAGCAAUUCUGGAAACAAUGGGAACAAUGGAAAGGAUAGAGAGGACUCCUGGAAAGGAGCUUCUGUUCAGAAAUCAUCUGGGUCAAAAAAUGACUCUUGGGACAAUAACAGGUCUACGGGUGGGUCCUGGAAUUUUGGCCCUCAGGACUCUAAUGACAACAAAUGGGGUGAAGGGAACAAAAUGACAUCUGGGGUCUCUCAGGGAGAAUGGAAACAGCCGACUGGGUCUGAUGAGUUGAAAAUUGGAGAAUGGAGUGGUCCAAACCAACCAAAUUCUAGCACUGGAGCAUGGGACAAUCAAAAGGGCCACCCCCUCCCUGAAAACCAAGGCAAUGCCCAGGCUCCCUGUUGGGGAAGAUCUUCCAGCUCCACAGGAAGUGAAGUUGGAGGUCAAAGCACUGGAAGCAACCACAAAGCAGGAAGUAGUGACAGUCAUAAUUCUGGCCGUCGGUCAUACCGGCCCACACAUCCUGAUUGUCAGGCUGUCUUACAGACUCUUUUGAGCCGAACUGAUUUGGACCCCAGGGUGCUCUCAAACACUGGCUGGGGCCAAACUCAAAUUAAGCAGGACACAGUGUGGGAUAUUGAAGAGGUGCCAAGGCCUGAGGGGAAAUCUGACAAAGGAACUGAGGGGUGGGAGAGCGCUGCCACACAGACCAAGAACUCAGGGGGCUGGGGAGACGCACCCAGCCAAAGCAAUCAAAUGAAGUCUGGAUGGGGGGAGCUCUCAGCCUCUACAGAGUGGAAAGACCCCAAGAACACAGGAGGCUGGAAUGACUACAAGAACAACUCUUCCAACUGGGGAGGCGCACGACCAGAUGAAAAGACUUCUUCCUCUUGGAAUGAGAACUCCAGCAAGGAUCAGGGGUGGGGAGGGGGACGCCAGCCCAAUCAAGGAUGGACUUCUGGGAAGAAUGGUUGGGGAGAGGAAGUUGAUCAAGCGAAAAACAGCAGUUGGGAAAGUUCUGCAAGUAAACCUGUGUCUGGGUGGGGUGAAGGAGGGCAGAAUGAAAUUGGAACUUGGGGGAACAGUGGGAAUGCAAGCCUAGCUUCCAAAGGCGGGUGGGAAGAUUGCAAAAGGUCUCCAGCGUGGACUGAGACCGGCAGACAGCCCAGUUCCUGGAAUAAACAGCACCAACAGCAGCAGCCACAGCAGCCACCGCCACCACAACCAGAGGCUUCUGGUUCCUGGGGAGGCCCACCCCCACCACCUCCAGGCAACGGACGACCUUCCAAUUCCAACUGGAGCAGCGGGCCACAGCCAGUAACCCCUAAGGAUGAGGAACCCAGCGGUUGGGAAGAGCCAUCCCCACAGUCAAUUAGUCGGAAAAUGGACAUCGAUGAUGGCACUUCGGCGUGGGGAGACCCCAACAGUUACAACUACAAGAAUGUGAAUCUGUGGGAUAAGAAUUCCCAAGGGGGCCCAGCACCUCGAGAACCAAACCUGCCUACCCCCAUGACCAGUAAAUCAGCAUCAGUCUGGAGCAAAAGCACACCACCUGCUCCAGAUAAUGGUACUUCAGCUUGGGGUGAGCCAAACGAAAGCAGUCCUGGGUGGGGUGAAAUGGAUGACACAGGAGCAUCGACCACAGGCUGGGGGAACGCACCCUCCAAUGCUCCAAAUGCCAUGAAACCUAAUUCCAAAUCUAUGCAAGAUGGCUGGGGGGAGAGUGAUGGUCCAGUGACGGGAACUCGCCAUCCCAGCUGGGAAGAGGAGGAUGAUGGAGGAGUCUGGAACACCGCCGGCUCUCAGGGAAGUGCUUCCUCCCACAACUCAGCAAGCUGGGGACAAGGAGGAAAGAAGCAAAUGAAGUGCUCACUGAAAGGAGGAAACAAUGAUUCAUGGAUGAAUCCUCUUGCCAAACAGUUUUCAAAUAUGGGAUUGCUGAGUCAAACUGAAGAUAAUCCAGGCAGCAAAAUGGAUUUGUCUGUAGGGAGCCUUCCAGAUAAAAAAUUUGACGUGGACAAGCGAGCGAUGAAUCUCGGGGAUUUUAAUGAUAUCAUGAGGAAGGAUCGAUCUGGGUUCCGUCCACCUAAUUCCAAAGACAUGGGAACCACAGAUAGUGGGCCUUAUUUCGAGAAGGGUGGCAAUCAUGGUUUGUUUGGAAAUAGCACAGCACAAUCGAGAGGUAUGCACACGCCAGUGCAGCCACUGAAUUCUUCUCCUAAUCUCCGGGCGCAAGUGCCUCCCCAGUUUAUUUCCCCCCAGGUUUCUGCCUCAAUGCUCAAGCAGUUUCCCAACAGUGGCCUGAAUCCAGGUCUUUUCAAUGUGGGGCCCCAGUUAUCUCCUCAACAAAUUGCCAUGCUGAGCCAGCUUCCACAAAUUCCCCAGUUUCAGUUGGCGUGUCAGCUUCUCCUGCAGCAGCAGCAGCAGCAGCAGUUGCUGCAGAACCAGAGGAAGCUCUCACAGGCCGUGCGCCAGCAGCAGGAGCAGCAGCUGGCUCGGAUGGUGAGCGCCCUGCAGCAGCAGCAGCAGCAAAGGCAGCCUGGCUUGAAGCACUCGCCCUCCCAUCCCGUCGGGCCCAAGCCCCAUCUGGACAACAUGGUACCCAGCGCUCUGAAUGUGGGGCUCCCAGACCUUCAAACCAAAGCGCCAAUACCUGGAUAUGGCUCUGGCUUCAGCUCUGGUGGCAUGGACUAUGGCAUGGUUGGUGGGAAGGAGGCUGGAACAGAGUCUCGCUUUAAACAGUGGACCUCCAUGAUGGAGGGACUGCCCUCUGUAGCCACACAGGAAGCCAAUAUGCACAAAAAUGGCGCUAUCGUGGCCCCUGGUAAGACUCGAGGAGGGUCACCGUACAACCAGUUUGAUAUCAUCCCGAGUGACACACUGGGUGGCCAUACGGGUCCUGCUGGUGAUAGCUGGUUACCUGCCAAAUCUCCACCAACAAAUAAAAUCGGAAGUAAAUCCAGCAAUGCCAGUUGGCCUCCAGAAUUCCAACCAGGAGUGCCAUGGAAAGGUAUCCAAAACAUUGACCCUGAGUCUGACCCCUAUGUCACCCCAGGAAGUGUGCUGGGGGGUACAGCCACAUCUCCCAUUGUAGAUACUGACCACCAACUUCUGCGGGAUAACACCACAGGGUCUAAUUCUUCCCUCAACACCUCGCUGCCUUCACCUGGUGCCUGGCCCUACAGUGCCUCUGACAACUCCUUUACCAACGUUCAUAGCACUUCAGCAAAGUUCCCUGAUUACAAAUCAACAUGGUCCCCAGAUCCCAUAGGACACAACCCCACUCAUCUCUCCAACAAGAUGUGGAAAAACCAUAUUUCCUCGAGGAACACUACAGCGCUGCCCCGCCCACCUCCCGGUCUGACCAACCCCAAACCGUCCCCCUGGAGCAGCACAGCACCCCGAUCAGUCAGGGGGUGGGGGGCCCAGGACUCACGGCUUGCCUCGGCCUCUACCUGGAGUGAUGGUGGUUCAGUUCGUCCCAGUUACUGGCUGGUUCUUCACAAUCUCACUCCACAGAUUGAUGGGUCAACGUUGAGAACCAUCUGCAUGCAGCAUGGCCCACUGCUGACAUUCCAUCUGAACCUAACCCAGGGCACCGCCCUGAUCCGAUACAGCACCAAACAGGAGGCGGCCAAGGCCCAAACCGCACUGCACAUGUGUGUGUUGGGAAACACUACCAUCCUGGCUGAGUUUGCCACCGACGAUGAAGUUAGCCGCUUUCUGGCACAGGCUCAGCCGCCUACACCUGCAGCAACCCCCAGUGCACCCGCCGCAGGUUGGCAGUCGCUGGAGACCGGCCAGACCCCGUCGGACCCCGUCGGACCUGCUCUGAAUCUUUUCGGUGGGUCCACAGGGCUCGGGCAGUGGAGCAGCUCGGGCGGCGGCAGCGGGGCCGAUCUUGCUGGCGCUUCACUGUGGGGGCCCCCAAACUAUUCUUCUAGCUUGUGGGGAGUCCCAGCUGUGGAAGACCCCCAUAGGAUGGGCAGCCCUGCUCCCUUACUACCUGGUGACCUUCUGGGAGGAGGGUCGGAUUCAAUCUGAACUUAGAACUUUCAACUCUGACCUCGUGACCUUUUUUGGAACAGCAGCAGCACUAACUUGACCUUUUCGUUUUUUUUUUCAACUUGCAAUAAAUACAUUUUUAAAAGGAAAAAAGAAAACGGAGAGAGGAAAAAAAAAGGUGGGUCAUUGACAGACUGUCUGAGCACAUAGUUGCCUCCCUUAUAACUUCAGUUUUUUCGUUUGGAAUAUGAAUCCAAAAAGAGAACAUAUCACUCUUGAAAUACUUGAAUCAUGAACGCCAACCUAGAAAGACAAUGUGAAGCAAGUACACAUACCAUUUAAAUUUAAACACAAAAAAAUUAAAAAAAUUAGUUUCUAGUUUUUCACUUUUUUCAUGUUAUAUGGAAGUUGUUGCUAAGAAACAUAUAUACUGAAAAAAAAAUAGCUUUUUAACUUUGUUUGCACUGGGUGUGUUUCCGUCCUUAGGUCUACCACGUUUGGGAGGGAGGGGAAUUCAAAAGAAUUGUUGGGGUGGCGGGGGGAAGACUUGACGGAGCCUCACUUUAAAAACAAAAACACAAAACCUAAAAAAAAAAAAAAAGAAAGAAAAAAUUUGUGAUUGGCUGGUUGAUAAAUACCAGUGUGUUCUGGCACAUGUAACUGCCCAGGCAUGCUCGUUCUGGUAUGUGUGUGCACGUGUGUUCAUGCGCAUCCGCGUGCAUCCUUCUCUCUGUCUCUGUGUGUGUGCGCGCCCGUGUCCUCCUCCUCCUCCCCCACUCGAUCUCAGAAAGCUGCAUUGCUGACAGUCUGCAGGCUGGCUGGCCGGCCAUCUGCUUUUUAUUUUAUUUUAUUUUAUUAUUUCUUUUUUUUUUAACUAUCAGAACACACAGGCACCGGGAGCCACUGCUUACUAAAGCAACUCCGUUGGGCUGCAUUAAGAUGAACAGAGUGCUUUUUAAUGAUUUAAGCAGGGAGCUCCUUUCCAUUUGCAGAUUAGCCUGAGUGAGUUUUCUCUUGCUUUUCUUUUGACCUAGCAGUAGAGUGGGAGCACUGCCAAGUCCAAAAGAGUAGGAGAGCAGGAGGUACCUCUUGGAGCAACUGUGUGUUUAUUUAUUUCUGUUUUUUAAAGUACGUGGCCACCAGGCACAUCUGAAUAUCUGUUAGGUUUUUCGUCCGUUAGUCUGAAUGGGAACAGAUGAUAUAAGAGAGUUUUUUACUUAAUGCCGUGUCUCAAAAGCAGAAAAACCAUGUUCCCCCUUUCUUGUGUCAUCAGGUAUGAGGAGUCAUCAGAAAGUCAGGUAAUGCCGCAUUAAAGGUUUCCAUUGGUUCUCUUUUUCGUUUUACGAAAACGGAAACAAACAGGUUGUGAGCAGCCUCCUGAAAGCACCUGCAGCUUCUCCCUCUCUGCUCCUCUCUCGCUGAGCGUUACCUGUGCCAGGCCGUGGCGUGUUACAGCACCAGGCCAUCACUGACAGAAACGUUUACUUAACGAAUGUUCUUAAACCAGUGUGUACUUCAAGCGUUUCCUUUUGUUUCUCUGUGUUGUGUAUUUCCUGUGUAUGUGGUUUUGCUUAGGCAGGUAUAACUUAGCAGAGACUUUUAAGUAUUGCACCUUUUUUUGGUUUUGACCUCUUUAUUUUUUUUUUUCCUUGUAAUGUUGCUUUUUUUAUUUCGGUAUUUAAAGACUUUUUUUUUUUUUUUUUAAAGCAUCAAUGUAGUAGUACUCUGGGCCGACUAGGGGGCAACUUUAAUCCACAGUUAUCACCAACAUGUAUGUACUUAUGUUGGAAUCAACAUGUAUCAAACUGCUUUUUGUGAAGAGUUCUGGCAGACCCGAAGGGGUACCCCUUUAUACAAAGCAGAUGGCUGGCGGGGCGGGUGGGGAGGGGGGAGGGGAACGUAUGCCGGUAACGUGCUAGCACUUGUGUGGACAUCCCAGUCUGCAUUAUACUGUUUAACAUAAAGUGCCGACAUUCUGUACCAGCAAAUACCUGCCCAUUCCAACCCUUGGUGGGAGCAGACCUCUACUGUCCUCCGUAACUUGCUGCUAGUGAGGACAAGGGAGUUUUUCUUUCUUUAGCAUCUUCAGUGAAGGAUACAACAAUGCCUAAUGUAUUUGACUUUUAGCUUGUGUCUGUGUGUAGGUGGGUGGGUGGGUGUGUAUAGGAAAAGGCAAAACUGAAUUAUUUGCAUUUAAAUGGUUUUAUGAGACAAAGAAUGGGAAUUCUGUAGUCCUCUGGCUUACCCUGUUGAUUAUAAACCUAGCCUCAAAAGAGAUUGACAUGCGUAAUUCGAGUGAGCGUUCGCUCAUAUAAGUCUUUAUGCACCCUUUGUGGGUAGGUGGUCAAACUUGAGUCUCCAGCGUUGGUUCAGUCCCAUUGGAUGCCUUGUAGAAAACUAACUGUGCCCUCUUCCUGCUCUCCGGUUUUCAUCACCACCACCAUGCCCCUUCCACCUCUGCCCUUGUACAAAACAUCUCCUUCCAGCCCCUCCACCUGCUCUCCGUGUGUGGAGCAAAACCCUGUGGUGUGUGGUGAUGUCCAGGUGGAGAGCAGCUGUGUUCAGCCAUCUACAGAAGGCGAAAUCUUAGUGGCCCUGGGCCAGGAGCAUGUCCCGAGGCUCCCACGAGCCCGUGGCGACCCUGUCCACUGCCGUGUCCUGCCCCCCCCCCUUCCUCUCCUCCUGCCUGCUGGUUCCUUGGCCUGCACUAUGGGUUAGUUGAGUUCCUUACGAUACUACGGUGAAAGCCGGGUGCUAGAGCCCCUCUUGUUUACAAGACAUAAUGAGGGAUUUGAAAUAUGUAAAAAUAAACAUGAGAAGCUCAAAUGUUCUUCCAUCUUAAGCUUAAAGGGAAAAAAUUAAAAACUUAAAAAAAGACCAAAAAGUGCGUAUAUAUAUACAUAUAAAUAUAUAUUUUAGAUGAAGACUAACUCUGGGAGCAUUUAACAGUGUUUUUUGUUUUUGUUUUUAACAUUUAUUUUCCUGCUUUAAAAUUUGCAAGCAUUCUCAGGAAUUCUAGGGUAGGAAGCCAGUUUUUUGAAGAUGGUUUAUUUAACCGUAUCUUAUCCUAGAUAGACGGCUGUUUCUUUCCUGUUAAUAAACUUUUACAAGUUCCUGAAACUUCAAAAAGUUUAAACAAUUUUUACUUAAAAAAAAUGUAAAAAGAAAAGUCUCCAAACAUUAUUGUCAUACUGGGGAUCACACAUUUUAAAACACAUAGAAAGAAAUAUUUUUUAAAAAUUAUCAAUUUAGCAGCAACAGGUCAAUUCGUUAUCUUAAAAAAUAGGGGAGAAGGAUUAGCUUUCUAAGAGCUUUAUCACGGAUUUAUUUGAAAUUGUGUGUCAUUUAGUGGGAGUGUUUGGCUUGUAUAAAUGGGAAUGCCAUCACUUUGUUCCUUUCCAUUUAAGAGGGAACUGACAUCUCCCCUAAUGAUUGUUAUUUUUUUUUUUAAGGGAACCCUUCUCCCUGUCCCUCAAACCCCAGCAACAAAAGAAAGAAAGAUAGAAAGAACAACUUAGGAAAAAAGUAAACUCUAAUCUGUAAAAUAGUACGGUUGGAUUGCUGAGAAUCUAUGUAAAGAGCUAGGAAAUAGAGGUUAAUAAUUUUUGGAACAAAUUUUAAAUAUAGGCAUUACUAGAGGAAAAUAUCUAUGGACUGUUCUAUUAAUGAAGAAUGUUUGUCUUACCUCCCCGCUUGUUAUGGGAGGAGGAGAAAAUAAGAAGAAUCUAAUAAGGAACAAGUGAUUUUACUUUUUUAGCUCCCAGCUACUGUUGUGCUCAUUUUAAUUGCUGUUUUGAAGAUCUGCUGCUUAAUUAUCCCCAUCCCUCAGCUGGAGAUAUGGAGUAUUUCCUUUCAGUUUUUCGUGAUGUUGAAUUCUCCUUUUGUAUUCCCUCCUGGGGCCAGGGGUCAGAAUUCCCAAACAUGACCACAGCUUCUUUUAAACAUCUAAGCUUCCCAGUGGGAAAGAAACUCCAGCUCGACAGGUAAUGGGUGGGUGGGGCUGCUGCCUGCAAUUUCUCUAAAACCGCUUUAGUGCCUUCGUACAUACACCCAGACAUCCGAAGCAGGAGGAGCUCGUGUGUAUGUGCAUGUGGUCCAGCCACUCCACAGAUACAAGUACGCUUGCCCAUUAAGGAAAUUGGAGUGGUUCUGGACAGGCCCCAAAGGCAGUGGGCUAAAUUUAAAAUAAAUAAACAGAAAUCAAGGAAGUUAAAUAUGCUUUCAUGUCUUGAUAAUGUGGAAUGCCAAGAUCCUUCCUUGUGUUAUUGCCCUCGUUACUGUGCACUGACUUCUCCAGGUGUGUCGCUUUGACAACUACAUACAGUGAUUUGGAAAGUCUGUUUGUGUUGGGCCAGUAGAAAGGGGUUUCUAUUUUUCUGCUCUUGUCCUUCUUUGUCUCCUCUCCUUCCCCCCCAAACUCCCCCCCCCCUCCAUUUUUUUCGUCAACUUGCUGGAAGCUUUGCUUUAUUGGUUGGCAGUGACCUAAGAACAGGAUAUAGUGAGGAUAUAAUGGAAGAGAAAAACUCUUUUCUUUCUGUGGUAUUCUUUUGCAAGAGCCAUGUCUGCUGAGAGGUUAGGUGGCUUCCAUAACACUUAGAAAAUUUGGUGGGAGCGGCUUCUCUUCCACCACAUUCUGGCAUGUGUACAGAGGUUUGCUGGUCACCUCUCAUUAUGUAGAUUUAUCUUGUAAACAUUUCGAUCAUGUAAAUUUGAGCUUUCCAAUUUUUACUAGUUUCCUUUAUUUUUUUUUAAACACUUGAUUACUAGUGGCUGGAGGUGCCCAUCUUUCAAACAUCACAAACUUGGUUUCGGUCUACCACAUGAGUAACCAAAAGGAAAAAGCACUCAUGGGGAAGAGACGUCUUCCAUCAGACUGGAGACCUCUACUGGCAGUUGAAAUCCAGUGCCAUGACCUAAUUUUAGGUGUUUAAAAAAAAAAAACCCACAAAAAAACAAAGUUCAGAUCUCCGAGACACUGUGAAGAAAUGGAUGGCCCAUAGGGCAUCUCUGAUCCCUCCAUACCUAGCCUUGAUCUUCUCCAUUUGCGACAUGCACAGAAGUUAGCAGUGCUGCAUGUUAAGGUUCCAAACCAAAUUCUUUCACCAGUGUCCCCCAGUAAAUCAACAUUAUCCAUUGAUUGCCAUUCGAUGUUUUAUUUAUAGCAGCUUAAUUUUCUAAUUGUAUGGCUCCUCUUUUAAGAACUUUCCCACCUCUUCUGAUGUGAAUGUAGCAUAAAUUAGUAGUUGGUUCUUCCAAGUUCCUGUGGGUUGAAUGCGGUAUCUGAGAUUAUGCAAAAAAAAAAAAGAAAGAAAAGAAAGAAAAAAGAGAGGAAAAGAAAUUCCUACCUAAGAAUUUGGAAGAGCUUUUAUUAAUAUAUCUAGCAGAAACUAACAUUUCACGGGCUAUUGACGACGUGUUGCAAAUAUUCACUUGAAUUUUUGCCAUGGGGGGGCAGUUUUUGUAAGGUUAACAGCCAGAUUCCAUAUCGACCUCAGAUGCUGUGUACUUUUUAAUUUUAUUUUUUUAUAUUUUGCCAUGUUGACUCUUCUCUUAAACAAAAUGAAGAUGUCUCUGCUGAGCAAAAUGCUUAAGCCAAGCCUGUUUUCCUCUGCAGUGUAAACAAAAUGUUUUCAGCAGACUUGGCUGUAAUAGCCAUCUCUAAGAUUAGGGAACAAUUGAGUCUUUAUAUAGAAAAGGUCCCCUUCUACCCCAUCCUCAGAGUUCAAAUUCAGUAUAUAACACUUUGUAGGUUAUUGUUUGGAUUUGGGGUUUUUUCUUUUGUUUCAGCUAUCUAUAAGGUCUUUUACUAGGAGUAGAGAUGCAUUUUUAGCUGGUUGGGGAAAAAAAUCAAACUUUUUCUUCUCCAGUUUUUGCCAAGUUUUGUCACACUUCAAGCCUAUGCAUUAAUUACGCUUCUUAGUGAUACUGCAAAAAGAAAUCUUAUUCUUGAAUUGUUUUCCUUCCUGUGACUGUGUUGCUGAGGCUGCAUGUGAUGGUGCAGUUGAAAAUAUUCCAGCCUGUGUGUCCAGUGAAUUAUCAAUCUAUAGACCUCAGAACCCAUUCAGAAAAUAGGAUGCCCUCACCCUCUGCUGCCCGUUGCACCACACCCUCUUAGCUUUCUUACCUACAAGUACAGGGUGUCCACACAGUCUAGAAACAGGUAAAUACACAUAAUGUUGUCAAGAACAUCAUCAAUCUAUUAAAAACAAAAACCCACAUAGAAUGUUCUCUGUAUUUCCAGAGUCAGUGCGUACCCUGUAAUAAGCUCUGUAGGUUUAUGGCCAGUGCCAAAAGUGUGUGUAUUUUCAGAGAUGGUCCCUACUUAUUAAUGAUGGUGGUGUUUUCUUGACCUUGAAUUUGACAAAGGGGGUACUGGCAUCACAUUCUUUAGAUUUAAAAUAAUGAUCAGCUUCAAGAACCUAUGAACAUAGUAAUAACUUAAUAAAAAUAGAACACUGACCCUCCCUGCCCUGCCCACAAUGCUUCCCCCGCACUGCCUUCACUGCCAAAGAAAAGAGGCCAUGAACAUUUACAGGAUGGCAGAGGGAACACUGGUCAGGAAACAGAACAACUCCCCACUGGCCGGGCAUUCCUGCUAUACUUAGGUGAGUGGUCACUUGGACUAGAUCUGAAGGAAUUAUCAAGUAUUCUAACGUGAGUGGUUUUUAAACUGUCAAUCUCUUGUAGUAUCCUCCUACCACCACCACUUAAAAAAAAAAAAAAGAAAAUGACAGAAGCUGCCAGUGUUUGCCGCACAGAAUUUAAAUAGUUCUUGGCAGUUAGCCACAUACCUGAGUUUGUUUUUAACGAGAAACUGCACACCAGGAAAAUUGGUACCACCCUGACCAAGGGGUCUCUGCCAGACUCCCAUUGUGGGGUCUUCAUUGUGACAACUGCUUGUUUUGUCCAUGGGAGAGGAAAGGUCAGAUGAAGGCAAGAAGUGUUCUGUUUUAAAUAAAAAAGAAUUAGUGUUUCCCCAAAGCACUUUGUGCCUCAGUUCAGUUUUCAACGCUAUCAGUCCUCGCUUCCCAAUCCACUGGCCCGUCUCGAGCCAAGGUUAAUACGUUGAGACUGUCUUUACAAAAAGAAAUUCCUCUUUACUGCUAAUGGGAACAGCAAAAGAAAAAUUGUGAAGAUAGUUUACAAUAUCGUUGUAGCAGAGAUGUGAAUUGAAGUCCUUUUCUUUCCCUUCUCCCCUGCUUUCUGGGACCUCCCACAGAAUCUGGCAUGCCUUCUCCCUGGGCUCGACAGGUGUGCAUGGUUCUGAGGGCUGGGUUGUAGGAGGUGAGCUGGAGCAGUCUUCCUGCAGGACUAGCCUUACAGCAGAGCUUUAUGGAAAGGAAGAGAGUCUAUCCUAAAUGUUUUCGCCAAAAAUGAACAAGGCGGGGGGGUCUUUAUACAAAACUAAGCAAAAACCUUUGGAAUCCUUCAAGAAGUUAACAUACCUUUUAAAGGUAGUACAGGUUCUCACCAAGUGAUGCAUUCAGCAUGACACUUCUCGCCAGAAAGUUCAGGAUAAGUUGGAAUAAAUGUGUUUAAAACACCACCCCUACCCCCCCUUUUAAUUUUGUCCAAGGAAUUAGUUACUUAAGUGUAGUAUUUCUGAAUGUGCCUUUGUGAGUACAGAGACCGUCUGUUCUAGGAAGAAGCUAACCGUGGGGAUAAAACAGCAAGGCGGUCAGCGUAGUCUUUAGGGAAGUCAGCGAUCCUCCUGGCGGUCCCCAGGGGCGGCUCUGGAGUUUUCAUUAGCAUCGAUAUUGCACAGUGUAGAGUUGUGUGGAAGAGAUUCUGGGGCUCGGGAGGGAGAAUGAGGUGAUGAUGGUGCACAAUGACAGAGACCCAGGUUCAUCCAAGAGUGCAGGUUGAAUUGAUCUAUCUGCAGUACCUAGUUUCCUUCGUGUGUGUGUGUGUGUGUGUGGCUGUUUUAGUUUUUGUUUUUCUGUAAGCACUGGAGAACUGAAAUAUGGUGAUGUUUGUGACACAUUCAUGCAUGUCAAGAAGGCGUUUUCUAGCUUCUUCCGUGUGCGGGGGCGGGCAGCGCAUUUCCACCCUGUGAGUCUGUGUCCUAAGAAGGCAGUUACUUUCCUCACAUCAUGUUGCUGUUUAUGCGAACAGGGUAUUACACGCAAGGAAAAAGCUUCUGAGAGAAUAAGAUGGAAGUGUUUGAGAAAGAGAAGAGAAAAAUCUGAAAUCAUAUUUUAUUUCUUCAGAACUAUUAUAGUUAAGCAUAGAAAUCUGCAGUGUCUCUUCAUUUGCUUUUGUGUUUGUUUUAAACGAUGCCACCUCUUCUCCCCAUGCCCUAUCUUCUAAAGAAACCGCAAGUGAAUGCUAAGGGCCAUCUCCAUAAUUCCUCAGAACUCCCCAAAGAGGAAAACAAUCCCUCCCGCAAGAUUCCUUCAGCUUCAUUCAGGAGACAAAGGGAGGAGAGAUGCGGCUUUCUGUGCUUCUCUCUCAUUCCUCUCUAAUGGCCUUGAAAUGUAUUAUUAUGCAAAUGUGAAUUUUGAUACUGAAUUUAAGAAGAGGUUGUUGGAUUUUUUCUUUUUUCAGAAAAAAAAGGUCCCAUAUGUGGUCAUCAUUGCUUCUUUAUUUUGUAACGUGAAUUGUAACUAUGCAUUCUGCAAAAGGGGGGGUGGGGAGGGCAGAAAGGGGAAGGAAGUAGCUUUGCAUCCUUGUUCUACGGUUUCUGUGUCCAUGGUAUCCCCACAUCCUGGCGGGGAAGGGGAGUGAGAGCCGGAAGCAGUCAGGUCGGCACAGUGAGGUGGAAAGAGACCUGGAGCCCUCCCUGCAGUCCCGGGGAGGGGGGCGCUGCAGUUCCUGUCAGCUGGUGUGCUACAGGAUUCUCCGCCCUAGCCGUGCAGUGUUAGCCCAGGGCGACAGGGGGCCCCAAAGGCCCUAGUGUUCUCUGGGAAAAAGUACUCAUCCUUUCCUGAAUUCAGAACCCUUUCAAGCUCAGGAAACCAUGCCUCACUCGUGCUGACCUUAAAGUUAAUCUUUCUGUCGAUUUCCAGAACUCCUCCUCCUCCUCCUCCUCGCUCCUUUUAAUUUUUCUUUUUUUCUUCCUUAAUCCUUUUUAAGUGAACUUAUUUAUAAGGAAACUGCCCUGCUCUGUGGGGAAGAGGACUGUUGCUUGGCAGGCAAAAAGAAGUCUCUUCCUCAUCCACGACCCCUCAGCCAAACGUAAUCUCUCUGCUUCCUUGCAUUUGUUCCGCUAGAGAGCUAGUGAGCAAUGAGGUGCUGGACACGGGAACGCCUACAGCCUCCUCCUCGUCCUCAUAGAGUUCCUUUGUUGAUUUUGCCUGUGGUGAAUCCUGGCACCUGCGUUGCUCUGGUCUAGGCAUUAUCUGCAACCUACAGUAUCAUAAGCCAGAGAUUGUUCUGCCCGUAUUCAGUGUUUCCACGCAAGCAGUUUUUGUUGUUGAUGUUCACAGUACUGUAACGAGUAACAGACUUGAUCACAGUCUCCUCGUGCCCCGUGCAGGGUGUAUAGGCACAAUCUUAUCAGGGUUCCAAUCUGUUAGAUUGCCUUUAGACAAAACACAAAACAAACAAACAAAUAAGAUCCUGACGUUUCAGCUGUCUAACACAAAACAAUACCUCGAGGUACAUUUCCCCUGCGAUGUAGACCCUUAACUCCCCUCUCCUUCUCUGACACCAGUGGGUUAUCCUUUUUAAAAUAUGAAUGUGUAAAUAGUAGGAUAACUUUUACAAUUUUUUUCUUUGCUGUGAAAGUAGCCCUGAAAUAUGAUAUUUUUCCAUUUUUUUUAAGCCAUCUGAAGUUUCAGAUCUUCUUUCAUGCUUAAGAAGAGAAAGCAGAACAGGUCAGGGGAGUGGACGUGCAUUUGUGGGGUGGUGGUCUCUCCACUGUCUCCCACACACAGUGGCAGCCGACCCGUGUCCAAACCCUGUUUCGAAGAGAUGCCAUCUAUUCCAGAUCUAGUUCCAGGGUGAGGAGUGUCCAAAUUUCUCUCUUCCAGAAGAUCCAUCCCCUCCAGGCACUGCAGGAUGUUUUUUAACCUCAGACCUUGAGCUCUCGACCUUUCCUGCUUCACCCGCAGGCUCACUUUUUGAGUAACCGAGUAGCAUUCUGUGGUUCAUAAAGGGACUCAUCCCUGGCAUUUCAAUUCGGCACUGUAGAAUUCAUAGACUUACCACUUUACAAUGCUUUAGAAAUGUAUUGAUUUCUUACUUAGAAGGAAAUUCAUCUGAGACGUGCAAACAACCUUCCUGAAAGGUGUGGGCACCCUCAGGCAUAUUCCUCUGAAUGCCUUUCUACGUGAAGCUUGAAGCUGACAUUAGGUAGAGGGAUAUAACGUUUAACGAAUGCUGCUUGUAGGAUCUGUCAGCUACGGCUCUCCUAGAUUUGGCGACCCACAAGGCAGGGUCAGAAUAGAUCGUUUUGAAUAGCUUCUUCACAAACGCCUCUCCCCCUGCCCCCCCUGCCCCCGCCGCAUCUUAAAGCUAAACCCUGUAUCUGUUUAAAGGCCCUUUUUAGUUUGAGCUCACCAAUCUUGUAUAGUGACGACUUCCUUCGAGGGAAAGAAGCUUGAGAAUAAAUGCACACCUAUUCACCACCCACCUUCUGAUUUGAGGCGCUAUCCACCUUUGGAUUUUAUUUCUGUUGUUUGUUUGGAGGCCCCUUUUCUGUCGGUCUCCUUCCUCCGGUCCCCCAUAAGUUCGUAAGUUCUUACUGCCCUUAUAUCCAUCCACGAUGCUCCCAAAGGGCUUUGCUGAUCUCUGCACUUCUUUCCUGGGACCCUCCCGCCCCACCACCCUUUGCACACACCAGUGACCAAAGUGUGUCCAGUGAUCUCACAGAAGUCGUCAAAAAUGGUGCCUGCACCACGAAUGUGCUCACAGAGACACGUGCACAAGAUUCUGCACCCUUGGCCUUAACCUCUGUAUGACUUAAGGUGCAGGAACAUUUUUAACAGGUUAUUAAAAAAAAAAAUCCUUCUGGGAGGGGAAAAAAAGGCAGACAAAACAGCUCAAUUGUGCCCACUCCUAACUCUGCUAUUUGCCUACAACUUAAUUCUGUGCCCACCCCACCCAUCCCUGUUUUGAGUAACCAAAAAGAGACAACAAAAGCAACCUGAGGAGAGGUUUCUGGACUAUUUUAUCUUUCUCCAUUUAGCUGGAGAUAUAAAUGCUGCUUUGGGUUCCAUAAUCCUAGGGGCUGUGUUUACAUAGUACAAUAUAUCCUACCAAAUCAGGAAACAAGCAUGGGAAUCUCUGCAGUGAGAGAGAGCUAAUUAGGUCGCCGAUGGUGAACAAGAGAAGUGAGGGGGUCCAGGGGUGGGCGGCACAGGAGGGAAGAGGGAGAAGUGCUCCCCUCCUCCCUUCGCUUCUCUCCUUGGCCCCUUUCAACAGAAGGCACAGAGAAAGGCAUCAGAAAGAGGCUGGAGUUUUAAAAGGCAGCUUUCCAACUUUGCACACAAACAGGUUAACAGGAAGGUACAGCAAAAAUCCUCUCAUCUGAAACACUCAGCAGAAACAAAACCUACCAACCUGACUCCAUAGCUGCACAUAGUGACGCUCUCUGCAAGUUACCUAGAAGUGUUUUGUUUUUCUUAUACUUGAAAUAGCUUUUACGAUGUUACUUUGGCGGCUUUCUUUUCUCUCUCCUGGCGGGCAACAGAGGAAGCGGAUGAUGGGAUCCAAGGAAGUGUGAGGGGAGAAAAGGAAGGAUAUGGCAUUGUCUUUUUUGUGUGUGUUUCCUUAAACAUAUAGAGGUUUAAUCGAACUCCCAUGUGUUGAAAUUGCUCCUCAUAUUACUGGUUUUACAUGGACACAGAAACUAGGCACUUUAGAGGUGCACUUGCAUGGCAGGCUGGGCCCCCCUUUUCUCUAUUUUACUUUUUUAGUAUAGUGGUACUUAAAAUCACUGGUUCACUUAAAGAAAAAAACAAACAAUAAAAUGUUAAACUCUACUAAUGUACAAAUAAGCUGAAAAGUUGCAUUUUAUGUGUAUUUUUCGCCAUAGCAGGUACUGUAUUUCUCAUGCUGGAUUUAAAAAAAAAAGAAAAAACCAACAAAAAAAACUAAAGGGUGGUGUUUAUUGGAUUGUGACAGGUUGCGUAUUGAGGAACUAAGUCGCCGUCAUUUCAUUAAAACUGAGAGAUGAUGUAAUGCAUAUAUAAGAGUUUUCUGAAGGGUUUUUUUGGGCUUUUAAACAGCUUAUUUUUGUUUUGUUUAGUUUUUUAUUUUAUUUUAUUUUGGAAAGAUAUGAUUGUAUUAUGUGCAACUCAGUUGCUUACAUUAUAACUACAAAAUAUUUUUGGGUUCCUGGAAAAAAAAAAACAAAAAAGAAAAAAGACUAAUAAAUGUGUUUGGCUGCUAA
Mirounga angustirostris (Northern elephant seal) is the source of this 18637-nucleotide messenger RNA. RefSeq names its product trinucleotide repeat containing adaptor 6B (gene TNRC6B). NCBI's taxonomy places the organism in Eukaryota, Metazoa, Chordata, Mammalia, Carnivora, Phocidae. The record is from RefSeq and is a predicted model, not a curated record. Gene Ontology annotation, molecular function: nucleic acid binding. Gene Ontology annotation, biological process: positive regulation of nuclear-transcribed mRNA poly(A) tail shortening; miRNA-mediated post-transcriptional gene silencing. The transcript has 22 exons. Gene Ontology annotation, cellular component: P-body; nucleoplasm. The coding region runs from base 1048 to 6339 and encodes 1763 amino acids.